Impatiens glandulifera is the source of this 1545-nucleotide messenger RNA. RefSeq names its product methionine gamma-lyase-like. Gene Ontology annotation, molecular function: pyridoxal phosphate binding; carbon-sulfur lyase activity. Gene Ontology annotation, biological process: transsulfuration. The record is from RefSeq and is a predicted model, not a curated record. NCBI's taxonomy places the organism in Eukaryota, Viridiplantae, Streptophyta, Magnoliopsida, Ericales, Balsaminaceae. The coding region runs from base 51 to 1376 and encodes 441 amino acids. The transcript has 2 exons. Gene Ontology annotation, cellular component: cytoplasm.
UUAAGAUUCAGCUAUUUUUCUGUCCAGUUAGAAACUUUCUUUGUGGGAUAAUGGAGAAAACUGACGCUACCUUCUCUCAAGGAAAGAAAACCAAUGGAUCUGACGAUAUCAAUCUAGAUGACUACAUCAACAUGAAGGUCGCAACGAUGCCGCCUACAUGGGAGGAUCCAGCGGCCGCGUUAGCCAACGCCAGGCACGAAUUCGGCGAACACGGCGGCGUUAACAUGUCGAUCGAGGCGUCCGCGACCUUCACGGUUAUGGAACCUGAAACAAUGAGAAGGAUGUUUGCCGGUGAAUUAGGUGCCGAUCGUGAUUUCUUCAUCUACAGCCGUCACUUCAAUCCGACGGUCCUUAAUCUUGGUCGGAAAAUGGCAGCGUUGGAAGGAACAGAAGCGGCGUAUUGUACGGCGUCUGGAAUGUCGGCGAUCUCGUCUGUUCUUCUCCAACUCUGCCGCAGCGGAGGACACAUUGUGGCUUCUCGAUCGUUGUACGGAGGUACGCAUGCUCUAUUGGCGAAUUUCUUGCCUCGUGCUUGUAAUAUUACGACGACGUUUGUGGAUCUGAGUGAUUUGGAAGCGGUUAAGGAGGCUAUUGUGGAAGGAACCACGAAAUUGCUUUAUUUUGAAGCAGUUUCGAAUCCGACAUUGGCGGUUGCUAAUGUGCCGGAGCUUAGCCGGAUUGCGCAUGAUAAGGGAGCGGUUGUGGUGGUUGAUAACACUUUUACUCCGAUGGUGUUAUCGCCGGCGAGACUAGGUGCCGACGUUGUGAUUCACAGCAUCUCCAAAUUCGUAAGCGGCGGGGCCGACAUUAUUGCAGGAGCUGUAUGUGGGCCAGCCAGUCUUAUAAACUCAAUGAUGAACCUCCAUGAAGGAACACUAAUGUUGCUAGGGCCAACCAUGAAUGCAAAGGUAGCAUUUGAGCUAUCUGAAAGGAUUCCUCAUUUGAGUCUUAGAAUGAAGGAGCAUUGUAACCGUGCUAUGGUCUACGCGACCCGCAUGAAGAAGCUAGGGUUAAAAGUGAUCUACCCGGGCCUUGAAGAUCACCCGGACCACUUACUCCUCAAGUCCAUGGCGAAUAAGGAAUACGGGUAUGGAGGAUUGCUGUGUUUGGACAUGGAGACUGAGGAAAGGGCUAACAAGCUGAUGGACAUUCUCCAGAACGUUACUCAGUUCGGGCUCAUGGCUGUGAGCUUGGGGUACCAUGAAACACUAAUGUCGUGCUCGGGGAGCAGCACCAGCAGUGAGAUGAGUGCAGAGGCGAGGGAGCUGGCGGGGAUAUCGGCAGGGCUGGUUAGAAUGUCGAUUGGAUAUAGUGGGACGCUGGAACAAAGGUGGGGACAGUUCGAGAAGGCACUUUUGAAAAUGAAAGAUUAUUAGGGUUUGUUGUUUGAGAAUUUUUAAGUGUUAUUUUGGAUUGGGAUUUGUCUAGUGAAGUUAUGGUAAAAUCUUAACUAGUAUUUUGGUGGUUUGGAUGUAAGAGACAUCAAUUUCCCUUUUUUAUUUGAGUUUGCAUAAUGAAGAAAAUGUGAAAAACUUUGGAUGCUUA